Brassica napus (rape) is the source of this 4194-nucleotide messenger RNA. RefSeq names its product glutamate receptor 1.1-like. Gene Ontology annotation, molecular function: signaling receptor activity; ligand-gated monoatomic ion channel activity. The transcript has 5 exons. The record is from RefSeq and is a predicted model, not a curated record. Gene Ontology annotation, cellular component: plasma membrane. The coding region runs from base 546 to 2480 and encodes 644 amino acids. Lineage: Eukaryota; Viridiplantae; Streptophyta; Magnoliopsida; Brassicales; Brassicaceae.
UUAGCUUCGUCUAAAACCUGUUUCUAUUAAAUAAAAAAUAUAAGAGUUGGUUUUUAACCGGAAAAUAUCAAAAAAAUGUGAAAUUAUGAAUUAAAAAUCUUAAAUUAGAGCUUGGAUUAAUCAUGCUCUAAUGGACCUAAAUGUAUAUUUAACAACGUGUUUCUUACUUCGUAAGAAUUUGCUCCAUAAAAUUAGAAGAACAGCACUCAUUGACUUUGACAUUGACAUGUGGGUAGAAUAUGAAGAAACUUUGAAUAGUUAAUAGAAUUAUUCUAUGGAACAUCACGAACAAUUUUUCUGCAAAUUUUAUGGUCUUCAAACGACUUAGCUAAUUAUUCAUCACCAGAGACAAAUUUAAAAUUGACUUUGUGAUACCGUGUAAUACUGAUGUCAAAUGAUUACGACCACAUUCAAAUUUCUUUUCCAAUACGUUCUAUGUAUUAGUCCAUUGACCCAUAUUGCACAUAUGAAGAUAUAUUAUAAGCUAGAAACACCAUUUGUUAUAAUAUCAAUGCGAAGGGGUUUUUGCAGCUAUACAAAACAAUAUGAAGAUUCUGAUUUCUCUUUUAAUGUUUACUCUCCUCUUUUCGACUACUAAAUCAAGAGUAACUGAUUCAAACGAUGGUGUUUUUGAAGAGGUUAAGGUUGGUUUGGUGGUUGACUUGGGUUCCGUAGAAGGCAAGAUUCUCAAAACCUCUUUUACCUUAGCGCUUUCAGAUUUCUAUGGUGUAAACAGUGUCUAUCGAACAAGAGUCUCUAUUUUAGUAAGAGACACCCGUGGAGACCCUCUCCUUGCUCUUGCUGCCGCUAGAUAUCUUGUCAAGAAAGCAAGAGUGGAAGUCAUUGUUGGUGGACAAUCAUCACAAGAAGCAAAGCUGUUAGCGGCGCUUAGCGAUAAAACUAAACUUGUAGUGAUAUCUCCUUUCUUGCCGUAUACGUUAUGUUUGAACAAGUACAGUCACUUGAUCCAAUGGACGCAUGAUACGGCAUCAGAGGCAAAAGGAAUUGCGAGUCUCGUGCACGAUAUCGCUUGCAUUCUAGCAAAUGUAGUAGAGAGGAGAAGUCUAAGAGCUAAAGCAGCAACACGUAGUGGUGCUGCUGAUGAAGCCUCUUGGAAUGUGUCGGAUCUUGUAAGGCUAAUCAAACAUAGUAGAAGAUUCAAUGGUGACAGCCAAAUCAACAAAGAGACAUUUGAAAUCGCCAAUAUUGUAGGGAGAAAAGAGAGAAGGAUAGGAUUAUGGAGGCCUGGUGGAUCUAACAAAGUCUCCCCAAGGCACCGUUUCUUGGCAGAGAGUGGUGAAAAGAAGAAGUUGCUCAGGGUGUUAGUUCCCUCAGUAAAUAGGGUCCCAAAUCUAGUGAGGGUGAGUCCUGAUCCUGAAACUGGUGUUGUUACUGUCACUGGAUUAUGCAUGGAGAUUUUCAAGACUUGCAUGGAUCCUCUUAAGUACGAGCUGGAGUUCAUACCUUAUAAUGGAAGCUAUGACAAUCUCGCUUAUCUACUCUCUACUCAGAGAGACAAAUAUGAUGCAGCUGCUGGUGAUUUAACAAUCACUUCCAACAGAUCUUCAUAUGUUGAAUUUACAUUGCCUUUCACAGACAUUGGUAUAGGUGCCCUGACACUGAAGAAGAAGAAACAUGGCAUUUGGGCCUUCUUUGACCCUUUUGAGAAACUCUUGUGGCUAGCAAGUGGAGCUUUCUUCAUCUUGACUGGGAUUGUUGUCUGGUUGGUUGAACGGCCCGUUAAUCCGGAGUUCCAGGGAUCUUGGAAACAACAACUUGGUACAAUGCUAUGGUUUGGAUUCUCUACCAUUGUAUUUGCUCACAGAGAGAAGCUGCAAAAAAUGUCAUCAAGAUUCUUAGUGAUAGUUUGGAUGUUUGUUGUGUUGAUAUUAACUGCAAGUUACAGCGCCAACUUGACAUCAACCAAGACCAUUUCUCGCAUACAAUUAGAUAAUCCCCUGAGUUUUGGUCCUUCCAUGAUGAAGAUUAGCAACUCCGUCAAUGCGAUUGAGGUCUACGCUCAGGUUUUGCGAGAUGGAACUCUCAGUCAUGUAGUCGAUGAAAUACCGUAUCUCAAUAUACUUCUAGGACAGUAUCCAGACGUUUUCGCAAUGACAGAUAGAGAGGCUAUUACCAAUGGCUUUGGCUUCAUGUUCCAGAAAGGUUCGGGGUUGGCUCCUAAAGUGUCACGAGAAAUAGCGAAGCUAAGGACAUCGGGAACGUUGAAAGACAUGGAGAAAAGAUGGUUCCAAAAAAUGGAUUCAUUCUAUGUAAAUUCCAACGACAAUGAUGAUGACGACGACGGAUCUAACCGCUUCACCUUCGGUGAGUUGGGCGGUUUGUUCAUCAUUGCGGGAGCUGCUCAUGCUCUUGUGCUAGUCAUGCAUCUCUUUCAGACACGUCGUGAGAUUUACCGUGUUUUGUGCGAAUCUCGACUGCUAACUAAGCUGAAAAGCUCUGCCAGUCUCUGGAGAUGCUAAAAAAAAUUCAUCAUAUAUCUUUUCCACUUUAAAAAAUCAUAUAACCACAAUACUAGACUAUUAUUAUUUUUGUCAUACUAACACAUUUUUGGGAAAUUUGUUAAAUUUUAUAUAAUAAAACAGUCAGAUCAACACAACAAAACAACUAAAGAAAAUGCCAUGCAUAUAUGCCUCACAUAAGAAGGAAACAUCGAAAUCGAACGUUCCAGUAUCUUAUAUUUUGUUAUUUUCAUUGAAAAAUGGUUUUAUUCCAGAGGAUCAAACGACCAGCAUUGCUCCAUCAACUUUCUCCACUCUGCUUCACACCGUUCCGGUACCUGAGGUCUCAACGUUGAAAUGGUUUUGUUCACAAAAGGAAAAUACGACCGUUGAAAUGGUAAGGUAACUUUUUCACCGUUGUGAUCAAUUUUUCUUCUUUUCUUAUUUGACAAAAGGAAAUACACUUAUCAUUCACAAGUCGCAUGCAUGAUAGAUUAUUACCAAGUCCCGAAAAAAAUAUGACCGUGUAACGGUAAGAAAACUUAAUGUUCUUUUGCAGCAUUAACUGAAAAAAAAUAAUACAACGGACAGAAUCCAUUUCCCCGUUUUCUUCAACACUUUUCCUAUAAAUACCCUCACUCUUACUUCACUUGAAACAUCAAAAUUUCCCCCUCUUUAAUUUCUUUAUAAGAAUUGUUGUUUCUUCUCGAUCGUCCAAAGCUGUUUUUUUCUGAAAAAGAAUAUUUUGUUUUGAGGAACUUAUCUGUUGCAUCACUUGUUUCAUGGCAUUUACUGUGUUCUUCUGGAGGAUGUUCCGGCUGUGACAGAGUCACAGAGGUUACUACCAGAGUGGGGACAAGCCAAAAUGACGGAGCUAUCUCGAUCAUGGAGAGGUUUACGAGCACCUUCGUGAGCAAAGCUGUGUGGAAUGUUUUACUGAGAGGAUCCCUUCUUCUCCGAGCCUUAUCCAUAAGAUUGAUACGAGGAAAGCAUCUCGUUUCGUGUCAAAGAUCGACUUCGGAUCCGGUCAGGUUUCUUCUUUCACUUUUUAUUUUUGACUUUAAAUUUUGAUAUUAUAUAUAUAUAUAUAUAUAUAUAUAUAUAUAUAGUUUUUGCACAGUCGUGUCCAUAAAAUUUUAUUUCUAUGGUUCGUUAGAGAUGUAUAUAUGUUUAACAUGUUCUUCUUAUUGUAAAUUUAAGACUUAUACUAGCUUUCAUUUUGAAGAAAAGUCUAAGUGAUAAAUUUCAAUACAUUGAAAAAACCAAACUAUUGCAUCCUGUCUAUAGAAUUUCUAUGGUCUGUUAGAGGUGUACGUGUUUAAUAUGUUUUUUUGUAUUGUAAAUUUAAAACUUGCACUAAUUUUCAUUUUGGAAAAAAAUAUAAGUAGUAAAUUUCAAUAUGUUGAAACAAACCAAACUUUUUCAUUAUGUCCAUAGAAAAUUUUAUGGUAUGUUGUGUAUAUGUUUAAUAUAUAUUUUUAAUAUUGUAAAUUUAACACUUAAACUAAUUUUCAAAGUUUUGAUUUAGUUAAAGUUUUCAACAACAAUAUGUUUAACCUGCUUUUCCGUAUUGUAAAUUUGACGAGGGAAGGGCAAGCCAAAUGACGGAGCUAUCUCGGAGGUGAUCAAAAUUAUUGAUAAGAAGGAAUCAGAGGAUCAAGGAGAUGCACUGAAACAGAAGAGUAUCAAGAAACCCAAAAAGUAAGCCAACAUGGAGCUGGGGUAGUUCACAUUU